UCUCCCUUCAAUCAUUUAAAUAUUAGUUACAGACGGUCACUUUAAACAAACUCCCCCAGCGAGAUAAUAUAAAUUUACACUAUCGUCACCGGUCGUUCACGAGCAUUUCAUCACAACUCUUCUUCACUGAACUUGGAAAUCUCUCUCUCUCUGAAAAUAAUUUCAUUUGAAAAUGGCUGAGGCUGCUACCCCUAAUGCUGACCUGUUGGAGUGGCCAAAGAAAGAUAAGCGACGUAUGCUUCAUGUGGUGUAUCGUGUUGGUGAUCUUGAACGCACCAUUAAGUUCUAUACUGAAUGCUUAGGGAUGAAAUUGUUGAGGCAAAGAGAUAUCCCAGAAGAGAAAUACUCCAAUGCCUUUCUUGGGUUUGGCCCAGAAGAGUCUAACUUUGUUGUGGAGUUAACUUACAAUUAUGGUGUAUCAUCAUAUGAUAUCGGAACUGGUUUUGGGCAUUUUGGAAUUGCAACUCAAGAUGUCUACAAAAUGGUUGAAGACAUUCGUGCCAAGGGUGGCAAUAUCACUAGAGAGCCUGGUCCAGUCAAGGGUGGAACGACUCACAUUGCCUUCAUAAAGGAUCCUGAUGGCUAUAUUUUUGAACUCAUCCAAAGAGGUCCAACUCCUGAACCAUUAUGCCAAGUAAUGCUUCGUGUUGGUGAUCUAGACCGCUCCAUUAAGUUCUAUGAAAGGGCUUUGGGGAUGAAGCUGUUAAGGAAGGUUGAUAAGCCUGACUAUAAGUACACCCUAGCUAUGAUAGGAUAUGCAGAUGAGUAUGAGACAACUGUUCUGGAAUUAACUUACAAUUAUGGUGUGACUGAAUAUACCAAGGGAAACGCAUAUGCUCAGAUCGCCAUUGGUACAGAUGAUGUAUACAAAAGUGCUGAGGUUGUCAACCUGGUCACACAAGAGCUCGGAGGAAAGAUAACCCGACAACCAGGACCAGUUCCUGGAAUCAACACCAAAAUUACCUCUUUCCUCGAUCCGGAUGGCUGGAAGACUGUCCUGGUCGACAAUGAAGAUUUUCUGAAGGAACUUAAGUAAAGGAUGAAGGAUUUCAGGAAGCAUCAAGUAGGUAACUUCUUACUUGUAUGAAUAAGUUAUGUCCAGUGUUGAAAGCGACCAACAUGCAUGUUUGGAUAUGGUAUGCUUCCUUAAACUUCGGACACUUGUUUGUUUGUAUCAAUUUAAGGCUGAUGCUAUCUAUUUAGUAUACCUUUGAUCGUGCA
Messenger RNA from Mangifera indica (mango), 1221 nucleotides. Its product is annotated as lactoylglutathione lyase GLX1-like. The record is from RefSeq and is a predicted model, not a curated record. Gene Ontology annotation, cellular component: cytoplasm. NCBI's taxonomy places the organism in Eukaryota, Viridiplantae, Streptophyta, Magnoliopsida, Sapindales, Anacardiaceae. The transcript is spliced from 9 exons. Bases 173 to 1036 code for a protein of 287 amino acids. Gene Ontology annotation, molecular function: lactoylglutathione lyase activity; metal ion binding.